Penicillium brevicompactum is the source of this 2712-nucleotide messenger RNA. RefSeq lists its product as uncharacterized. Bases 1 to 2712 code for a protein of 903 amino acids. NCBI's taxonomy places the organism in Eukaryota, Fungi, Ascomycota, Eurotiomycetes, Eurotiales, Aspergillaceae. The record is from RefSeq and is a predicted model, not a curated record. The transcript is spliced from 6 exons.
AUGCUUCAGAUUAAGUUGACUCUGAAUAUCACCCGCGAUAAUGAGUCGAAUAAUCUCAACAAUCUCCCGACAGUGUCGGAUGAUGAGAUUUUACAGGCACUUUCCUACGUGUGCAAAGUCCAAUCAUCGCUCUCUCGCGAUAAGAUCGUCAACCUGUACGAACAAACCGGAAAGAUAACCGACUGUCUCGUCAACUAUGAUAUCAAGGACGAUGGCUCUUUUCCACAGCAGUCUGCGGCUGGUUUAUCCCUCCCUAUCGAUUCCACACCCCCUGCACAGUUAGGCACGAGAGACCUGUUGAGUGAAUCACCAUCGUCGCUAUAUAAUGAGGAGACUCAAGGGCACCGCGCCCCAGGCGCCUUAGACGAGCACGAACAUCCGCAGGUCGAAAAAUCCGGCGUAAGGUCAACAACGCACGGCUCAUCUCAAUGUGAUGAAAAUAAAUUUGAAGCCGCCCUUCGAGAAAUUGAGGAGAUGGAAUCAUCCCUGCGCCAUUCGCCCCAUGUUCUUCCAGGAUCCCCCGAUCGUAUGAACGACCCCCAAGCCUCUAUAAGCUCUCCAGUUGGAGAAACCGACAAAGGACUGGAAAGAGCAGACCUCGACGAAGCUGGCUCCUCAACCAGUCAACCAAACAGGCAGAUCUCCGACCGCGACGAUGUUGACGGAAGGAAUCACGACAUAUCACAUGGGGUUUUCCAUCAUGUUACUUCGGUUAGCAAUAUCCAGGAACAUCGUCAUGAGGUGGAAACAACAGAUACCGACGAAGACACACAUCGAGAUAGCCCAGAUACCUCCAUUCGUUAUGACAACCCUCUCCCAGUCUCAGAGAACCCCAUAGGUGGUCCGAGAUCGGACCUAGGCGAUUCAUAUUCCACCACCCAAACAAGCAUCCUCGGUUUACCAACGACGUCAGUGGUAGCAGGGAGAAGCGUGGCUCCAUGUGAUUGGACGCCAGAUGGAAAUUAUUCUGCUGGUCAAACUCCCAGAAAUUGCCAAGGCACACGGUAUAUAUCGAAACUGACAACCGUUGAAGAUGGCACUGAUGAAGACAAAUGCAGUGAUACUGCGGAGUCAUUCAUCAUUGAUGAUAAAUUCGGGGAUUCAGACAUCGAGGCCGUCUUGGACGACGCACAUAAAUUACUGGAGGACACUUCUACCGAUCGCGAGGGCUACCCUCGUGGGACAGAUGUAUCUCAAGUGCCGCUUACACCCGCGAGCCUCCAAGCCAACUGCAAGCGAAAGCUUUCAUCUGCCGUUGAUUCUGAAACUGACCAUUCCUCGAGGAACCUUAGGCCUCGUCUUGAGGAUGAGAAUGGUCAAUUUUCUUCGAAACCUCUGUCAAUGGUUGAAGAUGCCGCCAACUAUGAUGAAUGUGAGGAACCCGAAGACUUAUCUGCCGAUGAUGAUAGUCUCGGGGAUACGGAGACACAAUCCACCUCGAAACAUACACAUUGGCCUGGGCAGAAUACACUCAGACUUGAAUUUAUUUCAGAGAAUCCCGCAAAGGACAUUGAAGCGUUGAUCCAAGCUGCCGACGUUGAUGAAGAUGAUCACAUCAGAGAAAGUUCUCGCAGGAUUUCCAUUUCUGCAGGUUCUGGUCGGUCUUCCGAAUCUAUGUCGAGGUCUGUCGAGUAUUCUAGCAACAUUGAUAGUGAUACAGGAAGUAGUCGCAAACGCAGACACGCUGCCGUUUCCCUUGAGGAAGACGAUGCGUCGCGGUACAGCCCGAUUCUUUCCCCAAGAGCCGUUUCUGAUGAUGGUCAAACAGAGGCAGCAGCUCAACCUCCAUUAGCACCCACAGAGGACGUCAGAGAAGAGAUGGAUGCUCGGAGCCUGUUUUCUCAAUGCACUUCUAGGCUGGAAAGUCCUUCAUCUGGGAAAUUUGAGGAAUCUGAACAGUCUGAUGAAGAAAUUGAAGGAUGUGAAUCGAGCAAGUCCGAUAUCUUGCAAUCAUUAUUUUCCCGAUUUACUUCGCAACAGCUGUCCGAAGUUCAGCGCAUUGGCGAUCGCCUUCAUUCGAUCGAUCUCGCUGCCUUGCUAGGAAAAUACUCUUCCACCUGGAAGGUAUCUGGUUUCUGGGACGGCCCUUCCUGGAAUCACUCAAGCUCCUCGAAUGCGGCUCAAAUGCCUAAUCCUGCCGAUUUUAUGACCUAUAUGAUGCGCAUGCACAAAGAGAAGGAUAUUUAUGAUGUAAAGAUACGUCUUGGUCGAUGUUCUCUGUUUCUGUUGUUUAUCAAAGAAAUAGAGCGUGAACGACAACGGGGCACAGCGGAGACUGCUGUGAAGAGAAAUGCCGUCAGCACGCUGUGUGACUCGAGAGGCAUGACAACGGCCGAGAAAAGAACGCUCCACAAAACAUUCCACAAUGACAAGAAAAUCGGUGAGUAUUGGUGGUGGUGUGUGUACUACUUCGGCCCCAGCUUCCUCAUUCGGUGCAGUAAAGAAGCUGGCAAAAAAAUGGGGGACUCCCCUGCCGCGAAGCCUUAUCCAGCCCUCGACGAGGCUGUGGUUCAUCUGCUGAUAACGGGCACGUUCUCCGAAGAGUUCUCACGACAGAACGUCAAAGAGUGGGAGAAGUCCCCGGCCGCAGAAUCAGCUACGCUUAAGAGGUGGCGACCUUUUAGUACUGAAGUGGUCACUGAGGAGGCUCUUGCAGACCUAAAAGAAUGGCAGGCUAACCCCGCAAAUCGCUUGCUAAAAUUUGAGUCUUAA